Molecule: messenger RNA, 2138 nt
Organism: Populus trichocarpa (black cottonwood)
Lineage: Eukaryota; Viridiplantae; Streptophyta; Magnoliopsida; Malpighiales; Salicaceae
Product: elongation factor 1-alpha
Exons: 4
Coding region: 177-1880 (567 amino acids)
Biological process (GO): translation; translational elongation
Molecular function (GO): GTPase activity; GTP binding; translation elongation factor activity
Source: RefSeq, a predicted model, not a curated record
UAUUCAAAAUUAUUCUGAGGGUAAUCUAGGAAGAAAACAAUAUCACUUUAGUAGUAAUAUAAAUAUAUCAAACCCUACAAUCUCUCCAAUCCGUCAUUAGCUACUCUCCUCCUUCCAUCUCUCUCGCGGCCAGGGUUUAAUCCAUUCUCUCGUAAGUUCAGCUCUAAUAUAUCAUCAUGGGUAAGGAAAAGAGUCACAUCAACAUUGUGGUCAUUGGCCAUGUCGACUCUGGAAAAUCAACCACCACUGGCCACUUGAUCUACAAGCUUGGAGGUAUUGACAAGCGUGUCAUCGAGAGGUUCGAGAAGGAAGCUGCUGAGAUGAACAAGAGGUCAUUCAAGUAUGCCUGGGUGCUCGACAAGCUCAAGGCUGAGCGCGAGCGUGGUAUCACCAUUGACAUUGCCUUGUGGAAGUUCGAGACCACCAAGUACUACUGCACUGUCAUUGAUGCCCCUGGACAUCGUGACUUUAUCAAGAACAUGAUUACUGGGACUUCCCAGGCUGACUGUGCCGUGCUUAUCAUUGAUUCCACCACUGGUGGUUUUGAAGCUGGUAUCUCCAAGGAUGGCCAGACUCGUGAGCACGCACUCCUUGCCUUCACCCUUGGUGUGAGGCAAAUGAUCUGCUGCUGUAACAAGCGUGUCAUUGAGAGGUUCGAGAAGGAAGCUGCUGAGAUGAACAAGAGGUCAUUCAAGUAUGCCUGGGUGCUCGACAAGCUCAAGGCUGAGCGCGAGCGUGGAAUUACCAUUGAUAUUGCCCUGUGGAAGUUUGAGACCACCAGGUACUACUGCACUGUCAUUGAUGCCCCUGGACAUCGUGACUUUAUCAAGAACAUGAUUACUGGAACUUCCCAGGCUGACUGUGCCGUGCUUAUCAUUGAUUCCACCACUGGUGGUUUCGAAGCUGGUAUCUCCAAGGAUGGCCAGACCCGUGAGCACGCACUCCUUGCCUUCACCCUUGGUGUGAAGCAAAUGAUCUGCUGCUGUAACAAGAUGGACGCCACCACUCCAAAGUACUCCAAGGCAAGGUAUGAUGAAAUUGUCAAGGAAGUGUCCUCCUACUUGAAGAAGGUCGGCUACAACCCUGACAAGAUUCCCUUUGUCCCAAUCUCUGGAUUUGAGGGUGACAACAUGAUUGAGAGGUCCACCAACCUUGACUGGUACAAGGGCCCAACACUCCUGGAUGCCCUGGACCAGAUCCAGGAGCCCAAGAGGCCCUCAGACAAGCCCCUCCGUCUCCCACUUCAGGAUGUGUACAAGAUUGGUGGAAUCGGAACUGUCCCAGUGGGUCGUGUUGAAACUGGUGUCAUCAAGCCCGGCAUGGUUGUGACAUUCGGUCCAACUGGACUGAGUACUGAAGUCAAGUCUGUUGAGAUGCACCACGAGGCUCUCCUAGAGGCUCUUCCUGGUGACAAUGUCGGGUUCAACGUUAAGAAUGUAGCUGUUAAGGAUCUGAAGCGUGGUUUUGUGGCCUCAAACUCCAAGGAUGAUCCUGCGAGGGAAGCUGCCAACUUCACCUCCCAAGUUAUCAUCAUGAACCAUCCUGGACAGAUCGGAAACGGUUACGCUCCAGUCCUUGACUGCCACACCUGUCACAUUGCUGUGAAGUUUGCUGAGAUCCUCACCAAGAUUGACAGGCGGUCUGGUAAGGAACUGGAGAAGGAGCCCAAGUUCCUGAAGAACGGUGAUGCUGGUAUGAUCAAGAUGAUUCCCACCAAGCCCAUGGUGGUGGAGACUUUCUCAGCGUAUCCUCCACUUGGUCGUUUUGCUGUGAGGGACAUGCGCCAGACCGUUGCUGUGGGAGUUAUCAAGAGCGUGGAGAAGAAGGAUCCCUCUGGUGCCAAGGUGACCAAAUCUGCUGCCAAGAAGGGUGCCAAGUAAUCAUUGUGUUGUGCAAUUACUGGUUUGUUUUUUUGUUAAUUGUCCCUGAGCUGUGUCAUGAGAAUUGUAGUUUUAUUUUGUGGAAUCUUGUUCUAAAAUUUUGGAGAUUGGAUUAUGUUUCUAGAUUCAUUAUCGGCUCGUGAAAUUUAGGUCUCGAGCAUUUGGACACUAAGAUCUCCAUGUCAUGUUUUUGUUUAUGGGCGUUGAAUUUACAUUUGUGCCCGCCUGCUCAUAUAUUCAGCCUUCUUUCUAGUUUUA